Molecule: messenger RNA, 2449 nt
Organism: Helianthus annuus (common sunflower)
Lineage: Eukaryota; Viridiplantae; Streptophyta; Magnoliopsida; Asterales; Asteraceae
Product: inactive protein kinase SELMODRAFT_444075
Exons: 9
Coding region: 491-2338 (615 amino acids)
Biological process (GO): protein phosphorylation
Molecular function (GO): protein kinase activity; ATP binding
Source: RefSeq, a predicted model, not a curated record
AAGAUGUGGGUCACCCUUUCAUUACUUUAAACACCAAUGUUUUGUUUUGUUUCGAUCUUUCUGAAUUCUGAUACCCUUUUGGCUCUUCUUUUUUGUUGUUUUCACACAGAACCCUGUUGUGCAAAUAAUGUGAUCCGAUUGCCUUUGCAGGCUUUCUUUGUUUUCUUUCCAUCAUGCAUUUGUUGUGAAAUCUUGACUAAAAGACACCUUUUUCGGCUCUGAUUUUGUGAAAAAGUCUCCACAUUUUCUUGUUUUUCCAACAUUAGAAAGCGAAACUUUCGAUGAUUUUUUAACAAAUUGGCUAAUUGGGUGUCUUUAAUUUGGGUAAAGUUUGCUGCUUUUUGUCUUGGUUUCUUGAAAUAUGAUGAAUAAAUUGGAGUUUGUUUGUGGGUAUUUAUUGUUCAAAGAUCUGAUCAUAUAGGCAUAGUGGGGGGCUCUCAUUUUGGGUAAAUCUUGUUGUUUGGGACCCACAUUGUGGGUUUCUUGAAAAAUGAUGAAGAGGCAAAAGAGUGGUAGAGUUGUGCUUAUUGCAGUGAAAGCAUCAAGAGAAAUAUCAAGAAAUGCUUUGAUUUGGGCUUUGACCCAUGUUGUUCAGCCUGGUGAUUGUGCUAAAUUGCUGGUGGUCAUCCCUACUCACACUUCAAGUCAUAAGUUAUGGAAAUCUCUUCAGGGUGAUGUUCGGGACCAGAAGGAAGAUAUCACCGAAUCAUGCUCCCAAAUGAUGCUACAGUUACAUAGUAUAUACGAUCCCGACAAAAUAAAGAUGAAGAUCAAGGUCAUUUCCGGCACCCCUCAUGGAAUAGUGGCUGCUGAAGCAAAGAAAACCGAAACACAGUGGGUUGUUUUGGAUACGAACUUGAAAAAAGAGGCAAGAGCAUGCAUAGAGGAUCUAGAAUGCAACGUUGCCGUGAUAAAAAAAUCCGGUCCAAAAGUACUUCGCCUGAAUUUGAUCGGAUCACCAACAAAACAAGUCGAGAAUUCGGAUUCUUGUUUACAAACACCAACGAAUUGUUUCAAAGAAAAUGAACUCAUUUGUGAUACUACCAAAGUCCCAAACGUAACACCUGUAAGCAGCCCCGAACAUUCGUCUUUCACCACUACUGAUCGCAACACUUCUUCGUUAUCAAGUUUAGAUCUAGACUUUUCUCCGUUUUUGGUUGCGGAUCAUGAUUGGGACACAAAGAAACACACGACUCUUCACGAAUCUGAUCCCGAUUCCGAUUCUGAUCGUGAAAACACGAGUUCCUCGCCUUCAACAAGCUUUUGUUCACCAUGGUUGGACGAUGUCAAUCCAAUUACCGACGCAUUACGUGUAAAAUUCUCGGAGCUUGACCACAGACCCGAAAAGUCAACCAAAUGUGCGAGGGAGAUGGUUCCAGUAACGAGAUACCUGCAGCAUAAAUCUCCGUCGCUCUGUUCGAUCUGUCAAGAUAAAGCACCGGUGUUCGGAGCACCACCAAAAUGGUUCGGUUUUAACGAGCUUGAAUACGCUACGAAUGGGUUUUCGGAAGCUAACUUCUUGGCAGAAGGUGGAUUUGGAUCUGUACAUCGAGGGGUUCUGAAAGAUGGUCGAAUGGUUGCGGUCAAACAGCAUAAACUCGCUAGUUUUCAAGGGGACAACGAGUUUUUCUCCGAAGUUGAGGUUUUAAGCUGUGCACAGCAUCGUAACGUUGUCAUGCUGAUCGGAUUUUGUGUAGAGGAUGGUCGACGGUUGCUUGUUUAUGAAUAUAUUUGCAAUGGUUCACUAGAUACUCACCUCUAUGGGCAGAAUCACGGGCUAUUGGAAUGGUCUGCGCGACAAAAGAUUGCGAUUGGAGCUGCUCGAGGGUUAAGAUACCUUCAUGAAGAAUGCAGAGUGGGCUGCAUUGUUCAUCGCGAUAUGCGUCCAAAUAAUAUUCUCCUUACUCAUGAUUUCGAAGUAUUGGUUGGAGAUUUUGGACUUGCAAGGUGGCAACCCGAUGGCGAAACCUGUGAGGAAACUAGGAUAAUUGGAACAUUUGGGUACUUGGCUCCAGAAUACGCUCAAAGUGGUGAAAUCACUGAAAAGGCGGAUGUGUAUUCGUUCGGGGUUGUGUUAGUUGAGCUCAUUACCGGACGAAAAGCGGUUGAUAUAAACCGGCCAAAGGGCCAGCAAUAUCUUACUGAAUGGGCCCGGCCAUUGCUCGAGGAGGCUGCCAUUGCUGAGUUGAUUGAUCCACGGCUUGGAGACAAUUACUCGGAGCGAGAGGUUCGAUGCAUGUCACAUUGUGCACGGUUGUGCGUUGCACGGGACCCACAUUCGAGACCUCGAAUGUCUCAGGUUCUUUGGAUGUUGGAGAAUAAUGAUAUUAUCAAGUGAUCAAUAUGUACUAUGGUGUGACAUUAGCAACCAUUUUAUGGCAUUUAGUGGAAUACUUGUACAUAUACAUUUAUAUACACAAGUAAAAAAUAUUUCAUUUUACAUGCAUUA